AUGGUGGGGAUUUCUUCCUCAACGCCUUGGGGUAACGUCGCCUCCCAGACUCAAGAUUCAAACAAAGGCUUUUUCAAUCUUGAUUCAGAGGUUCCUUCUCCACCUAAAUCCCGUUCGUUUAAAGAUGUUCUUUUAGGAUCAUCAGGUGAUACCUUACCUUAUAUUACUCAAACUACUUUUAAUGGUAUGCUGGUUGUCUUGAUCUCUGACAAUAAAGUUUUAAAACCUGUUUCCCCCUUUCGUUUUAUGUUGGUUGGUAAGUUUGGCAUCCGUCAGCCAAACCUUGAUGCGAUUCGAGCUUUUUUCGUGUUGCAUGCCCUUGGUUCGAUCUUUGGUCGGCCUUUACAAACGAACCAGGCAACUGCAUCAAGAACCCGACCUUCUGUUGCCCGGGUUUUAGUUGAAGUUGACAUUACUAAGAAGCAUGCUAAGGAAGUUUGGGUGGGUUCUAAAGCUCUUGGUUAUUUACAAAAGGUUGAAUUUGAAAAGUUUCCUAAUUUUUGUAAUCAUUGUAAAUCUCACGAUCAUGCAGUGUCUGAAUGUUUUAAACUACAUUCGGAGCUCAAGAAGAUUUCCAACAACUCCACUAGAAAGGUGGGAAUUGCGGCUACUGCUAAUGAUAAAACAGAGAAUUUGGCUCCUGUGUUACAGGAUGAAAACCUUUCCAAUGUUGAGAAGGUUGGAAAUGAUACUAUAAUUGCUUCGGAAAAUAUGAUGCUUUUAGAUAAGUCUAACAAUUCUCCUGUGAAAGAUUUGGUCAAUGAGAAACAUACUGAAGAUUAUAAAUCUGAUAAGGGGAAUGAGUAUAUGGAGGAAUGCGAAGAAGGGGAAUAUAUCCCCAGUAAUAAUCCGAUGGGAUCAGAGGACCUUAAUGGUAAUAAGGGAAAUGUGGAUUCUCAUAUGAAGACUUCUUCAUCUAGCACCUUUCAUAAUGUUACUAAAAUGAAUGAGGAGGAAGGCUCUCCCAAGAUGAAUAAGAAAAAAAAAAAGAAAAAUGGCAAAGCCCCUUUACUAGAUACACCACUUUCUACUAGGGCUCAAGCUAAUACCAAAAGUUCUAAUGAUUAA
This is a messenger RNA of Dendrobium catenatum, 1068 nucleotides long. RefSeq lists its product as uncharacterized. The record is from RefSeq and is a predicted model, not a curated record. The coding region runs from base 1 to 1068 and encodes 355 amino acids. The transcript has 3 exons. Lineage: Eukaryota; Viridiplantae; Streptophyta; Magnoliopsida; Asparagales; Orchidaceae.